AUGGCUUCCAGAUCAGAGGAGGAUCACUGCUGUGCCAUAUGUCGUGAUGUCUUUAGAGAUCCUGUUUUUCUGUCAUGUAGCCACAGCUUCUGUAAAGAAUGUCUGGAAAGAUGGUGGAAAGGAAAGAAAAAGCAUGAUUGUCCGGUCUGUAAGAGGAAAUCUUCAAAGUUACAACCUCCUAUAAAUCUGGCGUUGAAGAAUGUGUGUGACUCCUUCUUACAAGAGAGAGACCAGAGAGCUUCAGAGGAUAUCUGCGGUCUGCACUAUGAGAAACUCAAACUCUUCUGUCUGGACCAUCAGCAGGCAGUGUGUCUCAUCUGCAGAGAUUCAGAAAAACACUUCAACCACAGUUUCAGACCCACUGAGGAAGUUGCACAUCAUCUAAAGAAGGACCUUCAGGAAACUCUGGAACCUUUAAAGGAGAAGUUAAAUGUUUUCAAACAAAGUUUAAAAGUGCAGUCCGAUCAAACAGAACACAUUCAGGUCCAGGCCCGACGCACAGAGACGCAGAUUAAGGAGCAGUUUAAGAGGCUUCACCAGUUUCUAAUAGAGGAAGAGGAGGCCAGGAUGACUGCACUGAGGGAGGAAGAGGAGCAGAAGAAUCAGAUGAUGGAGGAGAAGAUGGAGGCUCUGAGCAGAGAGAUAGCAGCUCUUUCAGACACAGUCAGAGCCACAGAGGACGAGCUGAGAGCUGAACACGUCUCAUUCCUGCACAACUACAAGUCUGCAGUGGAAAGAGUCCAGCAGCACCCCCUGCUGGUGGAUCCACAGCUGCUCUCAGGAGCUCUGAUAGACGAGGCCAAACACCUGGGCAACCUGACCUUCAGCAUCUGGAACAAGAUGAAGGACAUGGUCUCCUACAGUCCUGUGAUUCUGGACCCAAACACUGCUGGUCCAAGACUCAUCCUGUCUGAAGAUCUGAUGACCGUUAGACGAGGACAUAGACAGCAUCUUCCUGAUAAUCCAGAGAGGUUUGACGAACACUGGUCUGUUCUGGGCUCUGAGGGCUUUACCUCAGGGACUCACAGCUGGGACGUCCAGGUUGGAGACAAUGCAGAGUGGUCCCUAGGUGUGUUAGCAGAGUCUGUCCAGAGGAAGGGACGCAUACAAUCCGGAUUAAUGAGAAUAUUGUUCUUUGAAGGGAAAUACUGUGCAUCAUGCUCACUGCAAGAUCCAAACAUAGAUCUUCAAGUGCAGAAGCAGCUCCAGAGGAUCAGAGUGAAUCUGGACUGGAACAGAGGAAAGCUGUCGUUCUCUGAUCCUGAUAGUAACACACACAUACACACCUUCACACACACUUUCACUGAGAGGAUGUUUCCAUACAUUGGAACUGUGGGUAAACUGAAGAUAUUACCACAGAAGAUCUGUGUGACAGUGGAACAGAGCAGUUAGAGAUGAAGGUGAUUCACUUAGACGCGUUUGUUACGUUUGUGUAUAUAAAUGUGUUGAUCUCCUGCAACCUCUUAAUGUAGAAAUGACCAAUGUGUAGCUGUGGGUUAAAGGACUCU
Centropristis striata (black sea bass) is the source of this 1508-nucleotide messenger RNA. Its product is annotated as nuclear factor 7, brain-like. The record is from RefSeq and is a predicted model, not a curated record. The transcript has a single exon. Gene Ontology annotation, biological process: protein ubiquitination. NCBI's taxonomy places the organism in Eukaryota, Metazoa, Chordata, Actinopteri, Perciformes, Serranidae. Gene Ontology annotation, molecular function: zinc ion binding; ubiquitin-protein transferase activity; protein binding. Bases 1 to 1392 code for a protein of 463 amino acids.